AGAUGGCAGUACGAUCGAUAAUAUCUUGAUUUCACCAAUAUAAAAUUGUAACCUUUUGAUAUUAACAAAAAAUAAUAAAAGUCGUUUGAGACAAAUAGAUUGUAGAAUUAAUUAUAUUACAAAAGUUUCAUCUUCGUCUUUAUUGCAUUAAAAAUUAUGGAAGAUACAAUAGGAAAGAUUAUUAAAUGCAAAGCAGCAAUUGCAUGGAAAGAAAAGCAACCAUUAUCCAUUGAAGAGAUUGAAGUAUCACCACCAAAAGCACAUGAAGUACGCAUUAAAAUAAUAGCCACUGCUUUGUGUCAUACCGAUGCAUAUACUUUAAGUGGAUUAGAUUCCGAAGGUAUAUUUCCAUGUAUCCUUGGACACGAAGGUAGUGGUAUCGUUGAGAGUGUUGGAGAAGGUGUAACUGAAUUUAAAAAAGGUGAUCAUGUUAUACCUCUUUACAUACCGCAAUGUAAAGAAUGUAAGUUUUGUAAAUCAUCUAAAACAAAUUUAUGUAGUAAAAUUCGUGCUACUCAAGGAAAAGGUUUAAUGCCUGAUAAUACAUCUCGUUUUACAUGCAAAGGACAAUCGAUUGCUCAUUUUAUGGGUUGUUCAACAUUUUCUGAAUAUACUGUUGUAUCAGAUAUAUCUCUUGCAAAGAUUGACAGUAAUGCGCCAUUGGAAAAAGUAUGUUUAUUAGGAUGUGGUAUACCUACUGGAUAUGGAGCUGUGCUUAAUACUGCUAAAAUAGAACCUGGAAGUACAUGUGCCAUUUGGGGUCUUGGUACUGUUGGAUUAGCAGCAAUAUUUGGCUGCAAAACUGCUGGAGCCUCACGUAUCAUUGGAAUAGAUGUUAAUUCUUCUAAAUUUGAAUUAGCCAAAAAAUUUGGAUGUACCGAAUUGAUCAAUCCCAAAGAUUAUGAUAAACCUAUUCAAGAAGUUUUGAUAGAAUUAACUGACGGUGGUCUUGAUUAUACAUUCGUUUGCGUUGGAAAUGUUCAAACUAUGCGUGCUGCUUUAGAAUCUUGUCAUAAAGGAUGGGGCAUGUCUGUGAUCAUUGGUGUAGCUCCUGCUGGUGAAGAAAUUAGUACUAGACCAUUUCAAUUAGUAACUGGACGUAUGUGGACAGGUUCUGCCUUUGGUGAUUGGAAAUCUAAAGAAAGUGUUCCUAAACUGGUGGACGAAUACAUGUCUAAGAAAUUACUUAUCGAUGAAUUUAUUACUCAUAAUUUACCAUUUGAGAAAAUUAAUGAAGCUUUCGAUCUUAUGCACUCUGGAAUUUGCUUAAGAGCAGUUCUCAAAUAUUGAAAGUAAAUAUACGUAUAUAUAUAUAUAUAUAUAUUUUUUUUUUUUUCUUUAUGGUUCAUAUAUAUUAAAUAAUAAUUAUUAAAAAUUAUUUUUCCAUUAAGGUUUAUAAGAAUUUUAUAAAUACAUAUAAUAUAUUUCAUUAAUAUUUGUAGUUGGACUUUAAUGGUGUUUCUAUCAUACCUCUCUCCUGUUACGCUUUCAUAAGAAUUGUUAUUAAAAGAAAUAGGUAUUGCCAAUGAAAGAUAACGAAUUUCUACAACAAUCUUUAUUCAUAAAGAAUUCUUACAUUCACAUUUACAAUACUAACCAAGUGAGAUAUUAUUUAUGGUAGCUUCGAAAAGAAGUAAAAAUUCUUUACGCUUCGAUUAGGUGCAUACCUUAGAAAAAUCAUCAUGGCAAUAAGGUCAUUUACGGAUGAUUUUUUUUUCUUUUUUCUUUUCUUUUCUUUUUUUCUUCUUUUUUUUUUCUUUUUUUUUUUUUUUUUCUUUUUCAUUGUAUAUAAUCAGGUAUAUACAAUAAUGCAAGACUCCGGUAAAACUAUAUAUUCACGUUCCCUUUUACAUUAAUAUUAAUUGAUCUAGGUCGAUAGUACAAUAAUCGAGGCGGAAUGUAAGUUGCGCAUAAUAGCAGGAAAGAAGAGUAAUUCGUUAGUUCAUUUUGUGGACGAUAAUCUCUUAAUCAAUCGAAUGGUGUUUUUAUUUAUUUAUAAUAUAUGUGUCAAUGUAAUUGAAUUUUUCUUGAUUCAAGAGACAACACGACGCCAUGUUCAUUAAGAGACAGCAAAUAUUUUCAAAUGUAUUUGAAUUCAACAAAUAAUCAAAUCAAAUACAAAGAAUUAUAAUUAUAUCUUGUAGUAUAUUACAUUCUUAAUCGGUGUCAUAAUGCAAUUACAGAUACUUUAUAAACGACAAUUAUAAAUAAAUCAAUAUUAAUACUUAAUGUGAAUAUAAUUUAUAAUUUAAUUAUACAACCAAAGUAAAUAUAUUUAUAUGAAAAAUCUUGAUAAAGACAUUAUAAGAGACUA
Molecule: messenger RNA, 2314 nt
Organism: Vespa velutina
Lineage: Eukaryota; Metazoa; Arthropoda; Insecta; Hymenoptera; Vespidae
Gene: Fdh
Product: alcohol dehydrogenase class-3
Exons: 7
Coding region: 157-1290 (377 amino acids)
Biological process (GO): formaldehyde catabolic process
Cellular component (GO): cytosol
Molecular function (GO): S-(hydroxymethyl)glutathione dehydrogenase [NAD(P)+] activity; zinc ion binding
Source: RefSeq, a predicted model, not a curated record